Molecule: messenger RNA, 928 nt
Organism: Lytechinus variegatus (green sea urchin)
Lineage: Eukaryota; Metazoa; Echinodermata; Echinoidea; Temnopleuroida; Toxopneustidae
Exons: 3
Coding region: 453-809 (118 amino acids)
Source: RefSeq, a predicted model, not a curated record
UAGAAAUAAUUGUCCCACUGCGCAUGAGCUCAGCCGUGAAGAAGUGGAUUGCACACCGUCCUUAAAACUGAAGGGGAAACCAUUUUCGGACUUUGAUGAUGUCAAGAGAAUCACUGUUUCAUCAAUCGCCAAAAGUCUGACAGGAAAGGGAUUUAUCCUUUGGCUGCAUAAAACCUCGUGAAAAACUUUUCAAAGGCGCACUUUAGUGAGAGUCCACCGGCAGUUGCACUGAAUGAAAAUUGAUAAGAUGGUUCUCUACUAAAAAGGAAUGAAUAUAAAUUCUAGAAAGGGAACCCGUGUCUAAAACUUUUUGAAGCCAAUAGUUCGAUCGGUUGAUGUGUGAGAUAUCUUUAUUGAAUCGCAAUCGCCAGUUAAUCAAUCCUCCAGCCUUGCCCAACGUCUCAGCGAAUCCGUAAAAGUAGACGGACCGAAAUCCUGCAACAAGCACAAACAUGAAUCCGACAGUAAGCUCUCUACUUUCGUUAGCACUUCUUCUCUUUAUAGCCGUCCAGAUAUCAACAGCAUUAAGUAUUUCAGACGAAACACAAGGAGGUUCAGCAUGGGCCUUGGAUGAUGAAGAGCAACCAGCCGAUUACAGGAGCGUUUUGAAACUGGUCAAAUACGAGAUAUUGAUUAAAAUGAUGAACGAUUUAUGCGACGAGCUUGAUAUGUGCCAACCCAGCCAGGUGCCUGCCCGACAACCCUCCAUCGUCCGAAGAGGGGAAAACAACGAAAGAAGGAGAGGUGGAUCGCACUUAUUCUGGAGAACUGCCUUAUUGAAGAAUCCGGCACUGAAGACCGCAAAUUGAUACCCAAAACACAUCCUGAAAAAAGAAACUGUGUGCGAUUUAAAUCAAAAGUAAGGGGCGGGGUAUAACGAGUAUCUUAAUCCAUUUCAAAUGUUGACCAUAAAAUAGGCUGCUGAUAA